Messenger RNA from Caenorhabditis sp. 36 PRJEB53466, 1351 nucleotides. NCBI's taxonomy places the organism in Eukaryota, Metazoa, Nematoda, Chromadorea, Rhabditida, Rhabditidae. The record is from the annotation of a GenBank genome assembly.
AUGACCGCUCGCGUUUUCCUUCUUCUGGCUCUUGUUGCCGCGGCUACUGCCAUCCAAAGGUAAAUUCAAACCCAUGUAGACACCCUAAACUAUCUUUGUAUUAUAACAGAAUUAAGCUCGAGAAGCGGACUUACACCCGCGAGCAGUACAAGUUUGGCUCGAUCCAAGAGCACCUCAAGACCAAGUACGUCAAGGGAUACAUUCCAAGCAAUGACGCUUACAACGAGGGACUCUCUGAUUACUCCAACGCUCAGUACUUCGGACCAAUCACCAUCGGAACCCCAGCCCAAAACUUCCAAGUUCUGUUCGAUACCGGAUCUUCGAACUUGUGGGUGCCAUGCUCCACCUGCCCCUUCGGAGAUAUUGCCUGCAGAAUGCACAACAGAGUCAGCCAUAGACACCACAGCCCUUUUCAAAGUGUGUAAUGUUUGAUUUCAGUUUGACUGCAAGAAGUCCUCCACCUGCACUGCUACUGGAGCCGCUUUUGAGAUUCAAUACGGAACAGGAUCGAUGAAGGGAACCGUGGACAACGACGUUGUUUGCGUACGUUUCAAACUGGCCUCUAGUCGAGCAACACUAAAGAUUAUAAUACUUUCAGUUUGGACACGACACCACUUAUUGUACCGACAAGAAUCAAGGAUUGGCUUGCGCCACCUCUGAGCCAGGAAUCACAUUUGUUGCCGCUAAAUUCGACGGAAUCUUCGGAAUGGGAUGGGACUCGAUCUCGGUCAACAAGAUCUCGCAGCCAAUGGACCAGAUCUUCAACAACUCGGCCAUCUGCCCGAACGCCCUCUUCGCUUUCUGGCUUAGCCGUGACGCCAACGAUGUGACCAACGGAGGAGAGAUCACCCUUUGCGACACUGACUCAAACCACUACACCGGAGAUAUUGCCUGGGAGCCACUUGUCUCUGAGGACUACUGGAGAAUCAAGCUCGCCUCGGUCAGCAUUGACGGAACCACCUACACCAACGGACCAAUCGACUCGAUCGUCGACACCGGAACCUCCCUCCUCACCGGACCAUCUGACGUCAUCAAGAAGAUCCAGCACAAGAUCGGAGGAAUCCCACUGCUUAACGGAGAGUACGAGGUGCUCUGCAGCAAGAUCCCAUCUCUCCCGAACAUCACCUUCAACCUCGGAGGACAGGACUUCAACCUCCAAGGAAAAGACUACAUUCUCCAGCUCUCGAACGGAAACGGAGGAUCCACCUGCCUCUCCGGAUUCAUGGGAAUGGACAUCCCAGCCCCAGCUGGACCUCUCUGGAUCCUUGGAGACGUUUUCAUCGGACGCUUCUACUCGGUCUUCGAUCACGGAAACAAGAGAGUCGGAUUCGCCACCUCCAAAAGUGCCUAA